Molecule: messenger RNA, 399 nt
Organism: Gryllus bimaculatus (two-spotted cricket)
Lineage: Eukaryota; Metazoa; Arthropoda; Insecta; Orthoptera; Gryllidae
Source: the annotation of a GenBank genome assembly
AUGGGGGGGCGGCGCGUUGCCAUCAAGGUGAUCACGCUGACGCUGAACGUGGCCGCGGACGUGCGCGAGGAGUACGCCGUGCUGCGCCGUCUGUGCUCGCACCCCAACCUCCCCGACCUGCACGGCGCCUUCCUCAAGCGAGGGGCCACGCGCCGGGAGCCCGACCAGCUAUGGUUCGUCAUGGAGCUGUGUGAAGGCGGACCAAUCACUGACUUGGUGUCAUCACUACACCGGCAAGGACGACGCAUGUCUGAAGAACAUAUUGCUUACGUACUAAAGGAGGCAGCUAAGGGUCUCUGGCACUUACACGAAAACCACGUAGUCCACCGUGAUGUGAAGGGCAGCAACAUCUUACUGACCAAAGAGGGGGAAGUGAAACUUGUUGACUUUGGACUUGCC